This is a messenger RNA of Calidris pugnax (ruff), 3100 nucleotides long. RefSeq names its product G protein-coupled receptor 17 (gene GPR17). Gene Ontology annotation, biological process: positive regulation of Rho protein signal transduction; phospholipase C-activating G protein-coupled receptor signaling pathway. Gene Ontology annotation, molecular function: G protein-coupled receptor activity. Bases 377 to 1411 code for a protein of 344 amino acids. The record is from RefSeq and is a predicted model, not a curated record. The transcript is spliced from 2 exons. Gene Ontology annotation, cellular component: membrane. Lineage: Eukaryota; Metazoa; Chordata; Aves; Charadriiformes; Scolopacidae.
UGGAAUAUUCAUACAGUAUAUUCAUAUCUAUAACAGCAGCAGCAACCCCAGUGCCAAAAGCUCAGCUGGGAUGAAGACUGCUCUUCAGUGCUGGGGUGUCCUCUCCCCUGCUCUGUUGUGUGACUGAGCUGAUAAUGCACUAUCAGAGCUAGAAGGACACUAUAUAGAGGGGCUCCCCUCGCCACCCUCAGCAACUCUGCAACUCUGUGCUCUUUCUGGAUCAUCUUCUUGUUUUCACCAUUGCUGCUUCUAUUUGGUUUUCCUGUCAUCAAAAGGAGUUCCUUGAGAUUUUCCCAAAAAGGACCCUAUACUCCACCCACAGGACUGCAUAUAAAAAGGUUUCCCGGUGUUUUUUCUUCAAAACUGUGGUGAAAAAAUGCGUGGCCCAGCAGAUCCCUCAAGCCUACUCUUGAAUUGCUCAAGUCAGUCAAAUUUCUCUUUCGAAACUUCAGAGCAGUGUGGCAAAGAGACGCACCUCGAGAACAUCCUUUUUGCCACUUUCUACUUCCUGGACUUCAUCCUGGCUUUUGUUGGCAAUGCCCUGGCUCUUUGGCUCUUCAUCCGGGACCAAAAGUCAGGCACACCCGCCAACGUUUUCCUGAUGCAUCUUGCUGUGGCCGACCUGUCCUUCGUGCUGGUACUUCCCACCCGGCUGGUGUACCAUUUUUCUGGUAAUCACUGGCCGUUUGGUGAGAUCCCAUGCAGACUCACUGGUUUCCUUUUUUACCUCAACAUGUAUGCCAGUAUCUACUUCCUCAUGUGCAUCAGCGUUGACCGUUUCCUGGCCAUUGUGCACCCUGUGAAGUCCAUCAAGCUCCGCAGGUCCCUUUACGCCCACUUGGCGUGUGCCUUUCUGUGGGUUAUAGUGGGGGUUGCGAUGGCACCUCUGCUGCUCAGCGUGCAGACUGUCCAGAUGAAAAACACAACCGUCUGCCUGCAGCUCUACAGAGAAAAGGCCUCACGUCAUGCCCUUGUGUCCUUAGCGGUGGCAUUCACCUUCCCAUUCGUUACCACAGUGACUUGCUACUUAUUAAUCAUCCGAAGCCUGAAGAGUGGGAACAGAGUCGAGAAACACCUGAAGGAAAAAGCUAUCAAAAUGAUCAUCAUGGUCCUGAUGAUCUUUCUGAUUUGCUUCGUACCUUAUCACGUCAAUCGCUACAUUUAUAUCCUCCACUACAACGGGACCAAAACCUCCUGUGAGACACAGCGGAUUCUAGCCCUCAGUAACCGCAUCACUUCCUGCCUCACCAGUUUAAACGGUGCCUUUGACCCAGUCAUGUAUUUUUUUGUAGCUGAGAAAUUCCGUGAGGCUUUGUGCAAUCUGUUUUGUGUUAAAAAGACUGUAAUGCUGCCUCAAACAUACGAGGGUAAGACAAAUGAAAGCUCACUAAGUGCUAAAUCUGAACUGUGAACAUGACUCUUGUCACCGCUUUGACUUAAGAAUGCUCUAUUCCACCAAAAUCAGCCGAGAGCGUCAAUAUGCAGCGAGACAGUUCACCCAGAGUCCAACUCAUCCCGAGGAGGGAAGUUCUGUUGUUUUUAUGUAAUUAGCAAGAACUCCUCUGACAACAGAGAUCACAUGUUCUUGUCUGACUGAAACUGCGAACAGAAGUACAGUUCUACUCAUUUCCAAGAUGUGAAACUGAGGGCUGAACACUAAGGAAUUGGGAAGGGAACAAAGAGACUAUUAAACAGAUGACUCCUUUGUUUGGUUUUAAUUCCCAAAUUUAAUUCCCAAAGCAUUCUGUAAUAACUCUUCCUCUGCACAAUGCAUACAGCCUACUUUAAAAUUUUAUAUUGUGCCAGAGGUCGAGGUUCACCCCUCAGACAGACCUGCCUGGUGAAAAGACAGCAUGCUUGCACAUCUUCUUCAAGUCUCUGAAUCCAAAGGGUUUAUACAUAGUAGACAGAAAAUUGAUACUAAAUGGUGGCAAGAAAAAAAGACCAAAAUACUGCAAUGCACCCAAUCUGGACUGGAAUUGAGAUACGACUCACAACUUUUUUUACUUAUUCCCAGUAUUCAGAGCUGGAGAUGAGCACUAGACUUCAUGCUAUCUUUUCUAUCUGCCCUCUGCCAUUGUCCCAAAGCUGCAGACAGAGGCUGGACAACAUUUACUACACUGCCUCUUUCAUGCAGGUCCCUGCAAAACAUCAGAUAUCCUGAUAGCCCUCAAACUAAAGAAGGGAAAAGGGCUGUUCAGGAACACAGCAUUCACCUUUACAACAUACCGAAUCAUAAAAAUAUGAAUCCAAACAGCAAAACUGAAGAAAAGUAAGCACAUGAAGAAGUGAACUCUACUUUGUCUGGAAGAGAUUCUUAUCUUUGAGGUGCUUCACAAUUAUAUUUUGUGACUUACCUAGCAAGACUAUUCCUUCGCUACAGAUAAAGUAGGGUUUAUCUUAACUAUCCUCCCUGAUACAAGUUGCAUGCAGUGGAAUAUGUCUGGAAAUGACGGGCAGGGAAGCUCAAGUACAAUGAGAAGUAAGAAAAAGAUUUUCCAAUAAUAUUUACUAGAAGACUGUUUCUAUGCUAUGGAGAUAAAUAUUAUAGGAAAUCACGUGACAGGUGAAUUAGAAUUUUUAUGUACAGAUAUAUACACACAUAUAUCCCUUCCCUAUACUUUUGGGAAUGAGCUCCUUACCAUUUUAAAUUUGGCCCCAAAAUUAUGAAAUCAAACAUACUUUUUCGUGUUUGAACUGUUUUAAUCCUAGCUGCUAUCCCAAACGACCCUAGGUGCUAUCACAACAGCCCUUCCUAACAACCUUAGGUGUCAAAAGAAAGUCAACUACGCCCAGCUCCAAAAACUAAGGCACAGAAGUUGCAUGCAGGAUGGAAGAGAAGAAGGAGCUGAGAGGACUCCCUGCUGGGCGGGGUACAAGUAUAUAACAUUUCCUUCCCUUCUUCACCAUUUAGUUAGUGACUGUAAUAUAAACUCUAGGAAACUACUAGGCUUUGCUCAAGACAUAUGAAAGCCUGAAAUUAACUAUGAAUCGUACAACACCGCUAACUGCUAGAUUGUUCUAUUUUCUUAUCCUGGUAUGCUUUUGUACAAGUUUCAUGUUUUUAUUUCCUACUUCUUAAUUAAAUGCAUUAAUCAAC